This is a messenger RNA of Rhincodon typus (whale shark), 2647 nucleotides long. RefSeq names its product phosphoserine phosphatase (gene psph). Gene Ontology annotation, molecular function: magnesium ion binding; L-phosphoserine phosphatase activity. NCBI's taxonomy places the organism in Eukaryota, Metazoa, Chordata, Chondrichthyes, Orectolobiformes, Rhincodontidae. Gene Ontology annotation, cellular component: cytoplasm. The coding region runs from base 589 to 1266 and encodes 225 amino acids. The record is from RefSeq and is a predicted model, not a curated record. The transcript has 6 exons. Gene Ontology annotation, biological process: dephosphorylation; L-serine biosynthetic process.
UGUGAUCUCCAGAGGGCAGGGGUUUGAGAGACGGGUCUGUUUCGUACGUGAAGGGAAUCACUUUAAAUUUUCCAACAGCUUGGAAAUCUCGAUGAGAUUUUCACGCUGAUUGAAAUGCAGUCUUGUGACCGAGACGUUGCAGUGCAGGUAGAGUGGCUACGCUGCCAGAAUUGAAGGGGGGAGUUUGUCGGUGGUUGAAUGGUACUAUGGGGUGUCGGUAAACAGCGCAUUGCUGUGGAAACCUGUGCAAGCUGGGGCUGGGGGGAGUUGGCAAUUGGAGCUUCACUUUCCAUGAUUUGAUUCAGACCCGAGCAGAUGCGUGCAAUUUUGGGGAUGCAGGACAUGUCGAUAGCUCAACAGCCAACUCGCGGACGUGUUUAUUGCAAGUAAUCUUUCUGGCAACGGUUUGUACAUUCGCACUGUUCGUUUAGUGGGACGAAGAAACCGAAUUUACCAAGUUAUCGAGGUAAAGUUGAAUUGUGAGCCUGCUGUGGACGCCGGAACUGAUUUGAGAAGACAGGAGCUCCUCCAUUCUUCUCCCUAACACAGGAGGAUAUUGCAGGGAACUGGUGGAACCCAUAGAGCAAUAUGACUACACUUGCUGAAACAAAAGCUGUUCUUUGCAGUGCUGAUGCAGUCUGUUUCGAUGUUGACAGUACAGUCAUUAAAGAAGAAGGAAUUGAUGAACUAGCAACAUUCUGCGGUGUCGGCAAUGAAGUAGCAGAAAUAACUGGAAAUGCAAUGAGAGGGACUGUCUCAUUUAAGAAGGCUCUAACAGAGCGUCUAUCUAUAAUACAACCUUCACGAGAGCAAGUGAACAAGCUCCUAACUGAUCACCCCCCAUGCUUAACGGAGGGCAUAAAGGAACUGGUUGGUCAACUUCAACAACGUGGUGUUGAAGUUUUCUUGAUAUCUGGUGGUUUCAGGAGCCUAGUGGACCGUCUAGCAACAGAGAUAAAUGUUCCCUUAGCCAAUGUUUAUGCAAACAAGCUGAAGUUUUACUUCAAUGGUGAUUAUGCUGGUUUCGAUGAAACCCAACCAACAGCAGAAUCUGGUGGGAAAGGCCGAAUCAUAGCUCGUCUAAAAGAAGAAAGAGGCUUUAAGAAGGUUGUUAUGAUUGGAGAUGGAGCCACAGACCUGGAAGCAUGGCCUCCUGCAGAUGCAUUUAUCGGAUUUGGUGGGAAUGUUGUCCGACAGCAAGUAAAAGAGAAAGCCAAGUGGUUUGUCACAAGUUUUAAAGAAAUUAUUGAAGAACUGGAAAAGUGACUUGUAAAAAUUUUGUUGACGUUUGUAAUUUAAGAUCAACGUGAAGAGAUUCUUUAGUUUUUAAUGAUUUUUAACUCUUAACUUCCCUUCUUGAUCUUUCAGAUAACUUCUGGCUUCUACACAGUCUGUAGCUGGGUUCAAGAUUUGAGUGCAAUUGCCAACGUCACAAGCUGGGUCUCAAUUUUUGUUCUCUCCCUCCUGUAGGGUGAUUCCAACCUAAUGCCUUGCAGUGAAAUUGUAUGUUUGAAAGAAUUGAGUCAUGCUCAGCAUUUGAAACACAAACCCAUGAUCAAUAUGGUGUCAAGAAAUUUUUGUCUUUUCAAAAAUGUAUUGGCUCUUUAGAUUCAUCUCUUUUUUUCUAAGUUGUUCACUUGACUGAUUCCUCAGAUCAAGGCGUCAUCUUGGGAUGAAAGGUUGAGUAAGUUGGCUCUAUAUCCAAUGAAGUUUGGAAUAACAAGAGAUGAUCUUUAUUGAAACAUAGGCGAUCCUAAUGCGACAUGACUGAUGGGAUGUUUUCCCACUGUGAGGGAGUCUAGAACCAAGGGAGACAGUUUAAAAAUUAGGUGUCUCAUUUAAGACUGAAAUAAGAUGAAUGUUUUAUCUCUGAGGGUCAAUGUUUUCUGCAGUUAUUUUCCCGAGGAGCAAUGGAGGCUGCGUCAUUGAAUUUAUUCAACAUAAAUGGAGUAAGGGACAGGCCAUUAUGGCCCCUUAAGCUUCCUCCACCAUUUAAUAAAAUAAUGGCUGAUCUGAUCAUAACCUCAAAUCCACAUUCCUGCCAAACCUGAUCACCUUUCACCCCAUUGUUUAUCAGAAAUGUUUCUAUCUUUGUCUUUAAAAUAUGCAAAGACGCUGCUUCCACUGCCUUUUCAGGAAGAGAGUUUCAAAGACUUGUACCCUGUGGGGGUGGUGGGGGGGGGAGGGGAAGAAAUCACAUAAUUUUUGUUCUAAUUGAGUGACCUUUUCUUUUUUAAACAAUAACCCCUAGUUCUAGACUCUGUUCCUCUCAUUGGCGAUCCUGUCGACAUCUACACUGCCAAGAUCCUUUCAUGGUCUUGUGUUGCAGUCUAAUGUGCUGCUGUUGGAGAACCCACUGAUGACGUCACAUCCGCCACUGCCGGGUACCCCACUUCCGCGACAGCGAGCGCCAUCGCUGCUGAUGCCACCGCCUCCAUUUCCGAGACCAACACAAUAGACACUGAAGACGUGCCUACCGUCGCCGCUGCCUGCCCGGCUCCGCCCACUGCCCACAGCUGACGCAACCCCGUCCACAGCCGACGCUGACAUCGCUCCGCCCACCACCCCCAAAGCUAGCAGCUCCAGAGGAGACAAUAGCACCCAGCCCUGCCGAGUCUUCACCAUCCCCCCAGACCUUCCCCCUUAC